CAGAAUUUCUCUUUUACAACCUAAGCAAGACCUGGAGCACCUCGGAGCUGAGACCCGCAGUUCACCACACCACCUGCCUUAGCCCUAGGCUCAUCUUUUCAUCCCACCCACCCCCUUCUCUAUUCACGGAGUCCUGGGUGGCUGCGACCUGCGUAGAUGAUUUAACAGACUGCCCCUGCUCCUGCUCCUGCUCCUCCUCCUCUUCCCUGUUCUCUCGCCUCCUCUUCCAGUCUGGGCGCCCAGACUCGGCGGAGCGCAGCGCCUGCCAACCGCGGUGCCUCGGGCCGCCCGGCGCCCCGCGCUCCCGGGUUCUUUCUCGCCGCAGCCCGGCGGCCACUGGCACAAACAAGGACGCUGGCGGGGAGAACGCCCCGAGCUCAGCGUACCCCAGAAUCGAGUGCUGAGAGAAGCAGUGCUUUGAUCCAGUUCAGAAGGAAAAGGAGCGGGUUCCGAGUGAGACUUCUGCAGCCAGCGGGACGCCCCAGUUGGCCCAGUGCGGCGCGGCUGCACGCACCGUCCACAAGGAACCCUCACUCAGAAGAAAUGCUGUGGCAUUUACCAACAGAAAAUGGAACACAAGAGACCACAUAGCUGAACAAAUUAUAGCCUCCUUACAAGUGAGAAACCUUCAAGGCUACCUUCAGUAGUUUCCAGCUGAAGGGAAGUAACCAACAGCUUCUCCACAGUGUAGACUGAAACAGGGGAAACAUGAACAUCACAAACUGUACGACAGAAGCCAGCGUGGCUGUAAGACCCAAGACCAUCACUGAGAAGAUGCUCAUUUGCAUGACUCUGGUGGUCAUCACCACCCUUACCACGUUGCUGAACUUGGCUGUGAUCAUGGCCAUCUGCACCACCAAGAAGCUCCACCAGCCUGCAAACUACUUAAUCUGUUCUCUGGCCGUGACAGACCUCCUGGUGGCGGUGCUCGUCAUGCCCCUGAGCAUCAUGUACAUUGUCAUGGACCGCUGGAAGCUUGGAUACUUCCUCUGUGAGGUGUGGCUGAGUGUGGACAUGACCUGCUGCACCUGCUCCAUCCUCCACCUCUGUGUCAUUGCCCUGGACAGGUACUGGGCCAUCACCAAUGCUAUUGAAUAUGCCAGGAAGAGGACAGCCAAAAGGGCCGCACUGAUGAUCCUCACUGUCUGGACUAUCUCCAUCUUCAUCUCCAUGCCCCCUCUGUUCUGGAGGAGCCACCGCCGCCUAAGCCCUCCCCCUAGUCAGUGCACCAUCCAGCACGACCAUGUCAUCUACACCAUUUACUCCACGCUGGGCGCGUUUUAUAUCCCCUUGACUUUGAUACUGAUUCUCUAUUACCGGAUUUACCAUGCAGCCAAGAGCCUUUACCAGAAAAGGGGAUCAAGUCGGCACUUAAGCAACAGAAGCACAGAUAGCCAGAAUUCUUUUGCAAGUUGUAAACUUACACAGACUUUCUGUGUGUCUGACUUCUCCACCUCAGACCCUACCAUAGAGUUUGAAAAGUUCCAUGCCUCUAUCAGGAUCCCACCCUUCGACAAUGAUCUGGAUCACCCGGGAGAACGCCAGCAGAUCUCUAGCACCAGGGAACGGAAGGCAGCACGCAUCCUGGGGCUGAUUCUGGGUGCAUUCAUUUUGUCCUGGCUGCCAUUUUUCAUCAAAGAGUUGAUUGUGGGUCUGAGCAUCCACACCGUGUCCUCAGAAGUGGCCGACUUUCUGACAUGGCUCGGUUAUGUUAAUUCUCUGAUCAACCCUCUGCUCUACACAAGUUUUAAUGAAGACUUUAAGCUGGCUUUUAAAAAGCUCAUUAGGUGCCGAGAGCAUACUUAGACUGUAAAAAGCUAAAAGGCACGACUUUUGCCAGAGCCUCGUGAGUGGACAGGGGUAAGGGGUGCAACUUAUUAAUUCUUGAACAUACUUGGUUCAGGAGAGUUUGUAAGUAUGUGUGGUUCUGUUUUCUUAUUUGUUUUGUUCUGUUUUGUUUGAGGCUUGUUGUUUGGUGUGCUGUUUUCUACCUCUGGUCUUAUCUGUGGUACAUAAUUUCAAAUAAACAUGAUACAAAAACAGAACUUUUGUAGAAAUAAUAGUAAGAUGAAAUAGUAAAUACUUUUUAUGGAUUUUUUUAGCCAUUUCAGUUACCCUGCAAUUAAAGAAUGCCAAAAAAUAUCUUUAUUUGCAGAAUUUCUUAUUACUUAUAAAUUAAAUACCUGAUAAUGCCCUAUAUGGCAUUAAACCUGAGAUUAUGGCUCUAUCUGCAUACAUAUUCCAGUGGGAAUUGCAUGACUACAUAAAGAAUAAAAAGAAAGUGAUGUGCUGUCAUCUGCUGCUUGCAGACCUGAGCUAAAAUCGUUUACUGUAGCACUGUGACUACAUAGCCUAUUCCUUUCAGGUAAAAAUAGCACAGCUGGCUUGUCCUUUUUAGUUCAUGAUUAAAUAAACUUCCUCAUUUUCUAAAAUGAAAAUACCUGGAAUAAAUGCACUGGCACUUUUCUAAGUCUUUGACGAUGAAUAUGAAACAUAAGCAAAUAAUAAAUCAUCUAAAUCUACUUUGGUCAGUGUGCUGCGGUAUUACCUGAUAGACACAUUGGGCCUCCUCCAAUUCUAAAAUGUAUCCCAGCUAAGCUUCCCAUAUACACUUUCACUGCAGCAGGACUCAGGUGGGAGUACAUAUCAAAUUUGGAAAACUUUUUAAUAAGCUUCAUGAGGUGCAGUGAUCAAAUGAGAGAAUAUAUUAUCUGAAUAACUUUGUUGGAGAAUUUUACUCAUUAAAUUACCAGUUGUGGCCAGGCGUGGUGGCUCACACGCCUGUGUGUGAGCCUAUAAUCCCAACACUUUGGGAGGCCAAGGUAGGUGGAUCACCUAAGGCCAGGAGUUCAAGACUGCCUGGCCAACAGAGUGAAACCCCAUCUGUACUAAAAAAGCAAAAAUUAGCCAGGCAGUGAGCGGAGAUAGCACCACUGCACUACAGCCUGGGCAACAGAGUGAGACUCUGUCUCAAAAAAAAAAAAACAUUACCAGUUGUGCUCUUAGUAAAAGUUGAAAAUCUGUGUUUACAGCAAUGGCCACACAACGGUAUAUGAGAAUGAAAUUGCAUCUCCCAGAAUCCCUGUGGCUUCCAUGCCAGACUGUACUCUGGUGUCAAGAGGCUGCAGAUGGGAUCUGAGGCCAUGGGUGUGGCCUGAGAAGGAGUGACCUUUCUAGUCACAUGGAGGAGUAAACCCUUACAAAGUCAAGAGUGAUGGCAGGAGGACGGAAAAUUUGCACAUUCUUGCAUACCCCUGAGAACAGUCACCCCUCACAGUAGGUGACUGCUCUCAUCCUCUGCUCCUAGUCUCUCAUGCACAGCCUUUCCCCAUCUCUUCACUCUUCUUCAUAGUGAAAAGACCAGUUUGCUUUCUCUCCACCUCUGUGAUUUUAGUCCUUCUAUCUAUCCUGUCUUAACCUUUCUAGAAUCCUGCUUCUUACACCCAACCUCUCUCUGCACCUUCCUUUCUCCCUCACCAUCCCAACACUUUUCCUCCCUAAUCUUCUUUAAUCUCACCUAUUACUUUGCUCAAGUUUCUUGGACACAGAAAUCAACUUUCUCUGGCCCUACUUCCCCAUCAAGCUCCUACUUUAUCUCUCCCUUAAUUCUCUCACCUAGGUUUCUCCAGUCAUUAAUCCACUCAUUCUGCCUCCACUUCUCACCUUCUACUGACUUUUCUAUCCUUUUCCAUCUGAGUAUACCCUAGUUCUCCCCAAACUGAUCUCCCACAGAUCACUAGAGACUUGGCAGUCGUCCUUUCCAGAUUCUCUACCUUCAUUCUCUCAUCAAUUACAACAGCUAACCAUCCUCUUCUUGUUUAAGCCCAUACCUUCCAGGAUAUUUUGCUCUCCUGGUUCUCCAGCUACCUUCUGUCUCAUUAUUCUUUGUCCCUUUCCUUGCUCCUGGGGCUUUGUCCUCAGAAAUCACAUCCUAUAUCUCCAAUUCCAUCCCAAUUUCUGCCAUUUCAACAAUUAGUUUCAUACCUUUGGCUCCUAGGUUUGUGACUUUAGUCCUGAUCUUUCUCUUUCUCGAACUCCAGACCCAUGAGUUCCGUCUGGUGAGCCUCUCCCUAUGAAUAUUUAUUUCUUUGGUACCUCAAACACAGCCUUUCUAUACUGAACUCAAGAAAAUUUUCCGGCACUCAAGCUUUCUUUUCUUUCUACCUUCUCGGUCUCAGAUAACAGAAUUACCAUGCUUUUUAUCAUUCCUAUCAGAUGAAUGUAAUUCUCUCUCUUUGCUUCAGGUCUCCAACAUCCAGAUAGUCCAACGUUGUGUCCAUUUACCUCUACUACAGAAACAUGUGUUUAUGCCACCUUGCUGUCCAAUAAGUUGGUCCUCUCCCCCAACCAAAUCUUAUUUGGUCCACCUGCCUUUGGAUUCUCCCACCUGCAGCUUGGCCCCCACACCUCUCCCAGUGUGAGUUUCUCACUGAGGCAUCUCCAGACUAGUAGUAUUAGCAUCACCUGAGAACUUGUUAGAACUGCAAAGUCAAGGGCCCCAUUCAAGGCCUACUGAGUCAAAAAAUUAAGAGUGGAGACCAUUAAUCUCUGUUUUAAGAAGGCAUCCAGGAGAUUCUGAACAAGGUAAAGUUUGAGUCACUGUUUAAGAGCAUAUGGUCGAUUUUUAGUUGCAUUGUUCAAAAUCCUUUGCUCUUUCCCUAUCAAUGAAAAAUAAAUUAAUAUUCUGUAGUGCAGCAUUCAAGUCCCCUUACUAUGUGUCCCCAAACUAUCUUUGCAGAGUUAUAUCUCACCACUUCUUCUCACCUACUUCAUGCUCCAGAAAAAUGUAUUACCUAUGCUUCCUCAACUCCCCUAACAUUUGAUCUCAUUGCUUUAGAAACCUCACCUCCAUGGCUUCACAUCUUUCUUCCACCAAUUUUUCAUAGGUAGCUCAAAUGCAAUCUCUUCCUGAGAUACUUCUUCCUUCGCUGUCCCUAUGGAAGUCCUCUCUCCCAGCUCUGUGCUCCUAUAUAACUCACUUGUAUCUCUAAUAUUAUAUGCAUCCUAUCUCCUAGUGCAUGUGUUUGUGUAUUUGUGCUGUCCUCCCUAGUAGACUGUGAGCUCCUUGAGGGCAGUGACUGUGUCUGUUUCCUCUCUUUAUCUCUAGGGACUCCUACAGUGUUUUACACACAGUCAGCACUCAAUAUCUGUUGAUGUGAAUGAAAUUAAGUCCCUGGAAGAGAAAAUAUAAAUGUGCCAUCUUUUCUUAGUGAGAAAACAAAACUUCCAAAAAUCCCAUGGUGGGAUACUGACCUUUUCUUCCCAAAGCUUACCUCGACAUAGGUUUGUUUUGAAAAAUUCUGGGAAAAACUUAUAUAUGGAAAGAAAAUAAAUUUCUUAUUUGAAUAUAAA
Molecule: messenger RNA, 5352 nt
Organism: Callithrix jacchus (white-tufted-ear marmoset)
Lineage: Eukaryota; Metazoa; Chordata; Mammalia; Primates; Cebidae
Gene: HTR1E
Product: 5-hydroxytryptamine receptor 1E
Biological process (GO): positive regulation of MAPK cascade; adenylate cyclase-activating adrenergic receptor signaling pathway
Cellular component (GO): plasma membrane
Molecular function (GO): G protein-coupled serotonin receptor activity
Source: RefSeq, a predicted model, not a curated record